AAAAUGCUGCAAAAGCGCCCAAACGCGCUUCAUUAUACUUCCGUCUGACGAACCAAUGCAAGAUGUACUCCGUCUUUCUCAUACUCGCCACGUUUUCAACCUCUUGUAAGUUCCCAAACCUAAAAUUAUAGCUUGAAUAUUAUCUCCUUCUCCAGUGGCUACGAUUGAUCUAGUGGUAGUGGGAGACAAUAAUGCUCUGUGUACUGGUGCGAGUGUGACGCUCCAGUGUACGCUGACGGGAAAUGUCCUCACCUGGAUCACUCCUGGUGGAGCUCUCAACUUUGUUCGAGGGUUUCAGAGCGAGUCAAAUGCAGGUUCCUACUAUGGCCAGCUCAUGGAACUAAAUGCUACUCAUCUCAGGUCAACACUGAGUUUGACAUUCACAACUGAGAUUACCAUCAACUGCUCUGAUACAACUGCAAAUAACUCGGCUACUCUCGCUGUAGAAGGUCCACCAAGUGCGCCGGAUCGACCACUGACGGCCCUGGAAAGGAUCACGAGACUCAACAAGACAUUCUCCACAGUAUCUGUGGUGUGGAACAUUCCUGACACCAACAAUGCCCACAUCAGUAGCUACGUGGUGACAGUUGAUCCUCCCAUUCCCCUGCCAGCCAGUGGAGUCAUUGCUGCAGACGAUCCUGUCUUCCAGUCACGACAACUGACCCUCACACUCCUCCAUGUCCAGCAGUACUACAUCACAGUCACUGCCAGGAGUUGUGGUGAUUCUGUGGAAGGUGCUGCUAGCUCUGCACUUGCCAUAAAAGUACAAGUGCCUCCAUCUGUGGCAAGAUGUACAGCUCUUCCUAUCUAUGACUAUUACUCUAACAACUUAAAAAGAAUCGAAAUUGAGUGGGAUCCAAUCCCAGAUCUGGGAGAAGACAUUACAGCUAGUAUCACGGCUAGUGUUCAGGAGUACAUAAUCAGUGCAAUCCCCAUUGUAAUUGCUGCCCCUGCAAUCAAUGUGACAUUAGGAGCUAUUGAUCACAGUGUGUGCAGUAGCACGAAAUGCAGGCACAAUUUUCAGAGGAUUGGUGACAUGUCGGCACUCCACUACAAUGUGAAUGUUAUUGCAAAGAACCUUCUCUCUGAUGGAUACAGUGACGGACGGAUUUGCAAUAACAUGACAAUCAGUGCUAGAAAUGACCUUUUAUCAGUAGAUGUACGGAAAAACUUUAGUGAGGUUGUUCAGAUUUUGUGCCGACCGCUCACGCGAUUCGAAGGCACAGCCAGCUGUGAAGUUGUGUACAGGAUGAUGGUACCUGGGGCAGAUAGUUAUACUGAGACAUCAGACAGAGCUGGAGGAGCAGAGGACAUUAUUUCUGUACUCCUGACUCCCACUACUGGACCUGGGACGAAUCUCUCAGUGGCUGCUGGUACCAGGGGUGGGAAACAAGACGUCGUGGUUGAGGGAACCUUUGGAACAGGUGAUAUCCUGUCAUCAAGGGAGAAUCUGAUGCGCCACCUCUGUCCAGAGAAUAAUAUGACAGAUGCAACUCAAGACUCAACUACAGAGGUACCUACGGCAGUGGACGCAUCAACAGAGUCCUGUCCCACUAUACCAUGGAUACUGGCUCCUGGGAUCUUCAUCGUUACACUACCAACUGGAUUCAUCGCUGGAAUAAUCGUGAUGAUUGUGUGGCGUUCCAAGAGAAAACAAACAGGGACUGGAGGAGAGCAGAACACUACACCGCUGUAUGAAUACAUCACUUCCAAAGACAUUACCAUGGCGAGAAAUGAAAGCUAUACAGGACUGUCACCUAGAAACAUCUGACAACAUUUGGGUUGUUUUUUUGGUUGUUUUUUUGCCACUACAUAAACAUUACAGCAUACAUAUAUUAUACAUGUAAAUAAUAACAUGCUACAUCACGGGCCACCCAUGCGGAAACAAUAAUAGCUCCA
Messenger RNA from Geodia barretti, 1899 nucleotides. NCBI's taxonomy places the organism in Eukaryota, Metazoa, Porifera, Demospongiae, Tetractinellida, Geodiidae. The record is from the annotation of a GenBank genome assembly.